Molecule: messenger RNA, 2052 nt
Organism: Neltuma alba
Lineage: Eukaryota; Viridiplantae; Streptophyta; Magnoliopsida; Fabales; Fabaceae
Product: 6-phosphogluconate dehydrogenase, decarboxylating 2
Exons: 2
Coding region: 296-1756 (486 amino acids)
Biological process (GO): pentose-phosphate shunt
Molecular function (GO): NADP binding; phosphogluconate dehydrogenase (decarboxylating) activity
Source: RefSeq, a predicted model, not a curated record
GAGCAUGAUCGACGUGGGCUACCCGUCCUGGCUGCUGCGCGAAAUCAACGGUCUUGAUUCCUCGAAGCGUUCCCACCUACCGAUUAGUUGAGCUCCUUUGACUCGUUUAUUAUGUCCUAAUUUCUUAUCUUUAGACUCUUGAUUCUCUCCCUGUACUGGAAGGUGGGUAGUUCGGUCGUGGUGCGCUGUCAACCCUUUUUAAUCUGUUGCUUUCUGCCAUACCCAGAUCUCAUUUCCAGUAAUUCAACUAUCUUCAUUUCUCAAUCCUUAAGAUUCAGGAUUCAGGAUAUAAAUUAUGGCCACUCCUCCCACAAGAAUAGGACUUGCUGGGCUGGCUGUGAUGGGCCAAAAUCUGGCUCUCAAUAUUGCUGAGAAAGGCUUCCCUAUUUCUGUUUAUAACCGAACCACAUCCAAGGUUGAUGAGACUGUGGAACGAGCUAAACAGGAAGGAAAUCUCCCUGUAUAUGGCUUCCAUGACCCCGAAUCCUUUGUCAAGUCCAUUCAAAAACCUAGGGUUGUGAUCAUGCUUGUGAAGGCUGGGGCACCCGUUGACCAGACCAUUAAGACCCUAUCCAUGUACAUGGAGAAAGGUGAUUGUAUAGUUGAUGGGGGUAAUGAAUGGUAUGAGAACACCGAGAGGAGAGGGAAAGCAAUGGCUGAAUUGGGUUUGCUUUACCUGGGAAUGGGAGUUUCAGGUGGUGAGGAGGGUGCUCGACACGGUCCCUCUUUGAUGCCUGGCGGUUCUUUUGAGGCUUUCAGAUACAUAGAAGACAUUCUCCUGAAGGUGGCAGCUCAAGUUCCUGACAGUGGUCCUUGUGUUACAUACGUUGGUAAAGGUGGAUCUGGCAAUUUUGUGAAAAUGAUCCAUAAUGGAAUUGAAUAUGGUGACAUGCAGCUGAUUGCUGAGGCUUAUGAUGUGCUGAGGUCAGUUGGAAAAUUGUCAAAUGAGGAACUACAUAAUGUCUUCUCUGAAUGGAACAAGGGAGAACUUCUGAGUUUUCUUAUUGAAAUUACUGCAGACAUAUUUGGAAUUAAGGAUGAUAAAGGAGAUGGAUAUCUGGUUGACAAAGUUCUUGACAAAACUGGCAUGAAGGGUACUGGUAAGUGGACUGUUCAGCAAGCUGCUGAAUUAUCAGUUGCUGCUCCCACUAUUGAAGCCUCUUUGGAUGCUAGGUUCCUUAGUGGGUUGAAGGAGGAAAGGGUUGAAGCUGCAAAGGUCUUCAAAUCAGGUGGCUUUGGUGAUAUCUUGGCUGAUCAACCUGUAGACAAGGAGAGGUUGAUCGAUGAUGUUAGGAAAGCUCUUUAUGCAGCAAAAAUCUGUAGUUAUGCACAGGGAAUGAAUCUAAUUCGUGCAAAGAGUAUUGAAAAGGGAUGGGAUUUGAAGUUGGGAGAACUAGCAAGAAUUUGGAAAGGUGGUUGCAUCAUAAGAGCAAUAUUCUUAGACAGAAUCAAGAAGGCAUAUGACAGGAACCCCAACCUUGCUAACCUUCUUGUGGAUCCUGAGUUUGCAAAGGAAAUAAUUGAUAGGCAAUCUGCCUGGAGAAGAGUUGUAUGCCUUGCUAUCAACUCUGGCAUCAGCACGCCAGGUAUGUCCGCCAGUCUUGCUUAUUUUGAUACAUACAGAAGGGAAAGAUUGCCGGCCAAUUUGGUGCAAGCUCAGCGAGACUACUUUGGCGCUCAUACAUAUGAAAGGAUCGAUACGGAGGGGUCUUUCCAUACUGAAUGGUUCAAGCUUGCCAAACAGUCGAAAAUUUGAGAUAACUGGUAUUGGAGCCCGUCAGAAUUCCCAAUAAAUGCAAUGUUUUCUCCUCAAGACUGUUUGCUGAGUGGGGAUUACGCACCUGCCAUAUGACGAAACUUUAUUUUUUAUUUGAAGUGUUUGGUUUUUCGUUUAUCAACUAGUUUAACGUGUCCACGCUGGUCCUGCUGAGAUUGUCUCAAUAUGUUGCUUUUUCUCCAUCUGCGAAGAUUUCCGCAGCCCAGCCAACUAUGUUUAAUAAGUCGCUGUACGUCUUGAAGCUUUUAAUAUCAUUUGGUGCUUUUCCUUUCAUA